This is a messenger RNA of Rattus norvegicus (Norway rat), 2072 nucleotides long. It is a transcript of the gene Laptm5, whose product is annotated as lysosomal protein transmembrane 5. NCBI's taxonomy places the organism in Eukaryota, Metazoa, Chordata, Mammalia, Rodentia, Muridae. The transcript has 8 exons. The coding region runs from base 8 to 793 and encodes 261 amino acids. Gene Ontology annotation, cellular component: cytosol; membrane; endomembrane system. The record is from RefSeq and is marked provisional.
GUGCACCAUGGCCUCCCGUGCAGUGCCAGUCAGGCAGACAUGCUGUUGUUUCAAUGUCCGAGUUGCCACCGUAGCCCUGGCCAUCUACCAUAUAGUCAUGAGCGUCUUGCUGUUCAUUGAGCAUGUGGUGGAGGUGGCCCGCGGUAAAGUCUCCUGCAGGUUCUCCAAGAUGCCAUACCUCAGGCUGGCUGACCUGCUCUCCAGCUUCCUGCUCAUCGGAGUCCUCUUCAUUAUCAGCCUCAGCCUGCUGUUCGGAGUGGUCAAGAACCGGGAGAAGUACCUGAUACCCUUCCUGUCCCUUCAAAUCAUGGACUUCCUGCUGUGCCUGCUCACACUGUUGGGCUCCUACAUCGAAUUACCAGCAUACCUGAAGUUUGCCCGGCCCCGGCCCGGUCCUUCUAAGGUACCCUUGAUGACACUGCAGCUGCUGGACUUCUGUUUGAGCAUCCUGACCCUGUGCAGCUCCUAUAUGGAAGUGCCCACCUACCUUAACUUCAAGUCCAUGAACCACAUGAAUUACCUGCCGAGUCAGGAGGGCAUGCCACGCAGCCAGUUCAUCAACAUGAUGCUCAUCUUUUCAGUGGCCUUUAUCACCGUGCUCAUCCUGAAGGUCUACAUGUUCAAGUGUGUUUGGACAUGCUACAGAUUCAUGAAGCACAUGAAUUCGGCCGUGGAGGACAGCAGUUCCAAGCUGUUCCUAAAGGUGGCUCUGCCGUCCUAUGAGGAAGCCUUGUCUCUGCCCACUAAGACUCCAGAGGGGGACCUUGCACCACCCCCAUACUCGGAAGUGUGAUUCCCACCAGGCUUUCAGCCCUUGGGCUGGGAGAGGCGGAACUCCCCGCCUCCUGCUUCUUCACUUUGAUGGCUGCCAUGGCCUACUACAGGACAGUCUGCUUGUGCACCCCCCCUCACUGUCCUCUCUGCUUGGGGACCUCUUACUCACAACAGAGUCACCCUGGGCUAAAUGACCCUUUGAAGCUCAGAGUACUCAGCCUAGCAUCUCAUCUAGUCUUCAUCAGCAAUGAUACUUGUUCAGAGAACAGUCGUGGCAAAUUAGGGGGAGUUUGGUUAACAACUACUGGCUUGAUCUGUUUAGCUAGAUAGCCAACACCAGCAGGGGCAGCAGGAAGAGAAUCUGGCCAAGCAACAAUUCCUGGUGUCAGUCCAUACUCAGCUGUCAUGGGUCGUGGGUCAUGGGUCAUGGGUCAUGGAUCAUGGGUCAUGAUCAUGGUGCCCAUUUGCUACCCCCAAGUACCCAAAAGUGUACAAAUAAAACAAUACCUUCAAAUGCGUUGCUUAAACAAAUACCAAUCCAGCCAACCGCUGUCAUUAGGCAUUAUGAGAAAAUCUAAUAAGAAAAUGAGGUGUCAAACGGGAGGGAAAGAAAAAGAAAUGAAGGUCCUCCCACCAUUCACUGUAGGGCACACCAUGGACACCCUGCCCAGCCUCUGCUUGAGUUUCUCUAGCAUCUGGAGGCUGGGAAGUCCAACAGUCCUGCAACUGCCCUGAACGUUCUGCUCAGCAUGGAAAAAAAAAGUUGCUCCCGUUUUAAACAAUCCUUCCCAUGAGUCACCGCUCUGAGGCAAGCUGUCCUUAUCUUCAGUCAAGUGUUCCCCAUAGCCACACAAUGGGGAGGUUCCUGCCAGGGUCACUUUAGCCACUGGCGGAUUUAAGGUCUGGUUAUCACCAUGACAUCCCAACAGCCAGGUUGUUCCAGCCUGUUUGCUCAGGGCUACGCUCAGGGGGUGGCAGGCUUGGAAUUGGCUGCCCUGUGGGCAGUUGUCUGUCACUAUGUCUGUCACUAUGGCUGCCUAGUUGGGGGCAGGCUAGCCCAUGGGGUGUGAAGAGCCAGCCAGAGUCUUGUGUCCCAUGGUGGCAGCAAGGAGGGUCAGUCCAGGUGUCUCUGCCCACUUUCCCAUUGCUCGGGGUUCUAGGGGUUGCUAGGAAUUUGCUCCUGCUUGUGGUGUAGAUGGGGCUACAGGGCUGAGAGGGCCGAGAGAUGUUCCCACUGUGCCUGUGUCAUUGCUUGUGUGUGACUUGGAAGAAGGGCCAAUAAAACAGCUGCAAGCUUU